Molecule: messenger RNA, 2513 nt
Organism: Eruca vesicaria subsp. sativa (arugula)
Lineage: Eukaryota; Viridiplantae; Streptophyta; Magnoliopsida; Brassicales; Brassicaceae
Source: the annotation of a GenBank genome assembly
CUUGUCUGAACCAAAUCGUGUCACAUCUUCAUCUUCUUCACUUUACCAAAUCUUAUCGACUCUAACUUUUUUUUUUCUUUCCUUCUCAAAUUCUGGAAUCUAUCUGUUUAUUUCCUUCUCGAUACCUUUUGAAUCGCAUCUCUGAUCGAAUUUUUAUUUCACACGAAUUACUCAAAUUCUAUGGAAGUCUUAUCGCUUGACUCAUUACCGGUAGGGUUCAGGUUUAGUCCAACGGACGAGGAGCUAGUCCGUUUCUAUCUCCGUCAAAAAAUCAACGGCCGUGAUGACGACGUCAGAGUGAUCCGUGAGGUUGAUAUCUGCAAACGGGAGCCAUGGGAUUUGCCUGAUUUAUCAGUGGUGAAGACGACAGAUUCAGAGUGGCUAUUCUUCUGUCCAGUAGACAGGAAGUAUCCGAGCGGGAGUAGGAUGAAUCGAGCCACCGUUGCUGGCUACUGGAAAGCCACUGGGAAAGAUCGUUUGGUCAAAUCAGGGAACAGUAAGAAGAUUAUAGGUGAUAAGAGGACUCUUGUAUUUUACAAAGGUCGUGCUCCUAAGGGGACACGAACAUGUUGGAUUAUGCAUGAGUAUCGCGCUACUGAGAAGGAUCUUGAUGGAACUAAGCCUGGCCAGAACCCAUUUGUUAUAUGUAAAUUGUUUAAGAAGCAAGAUGUUGUGCAUCAGUCAUGUGAUGUUGAACAGCCAGCUGUCUCAUCUCCUACUGAAGUGUCUGAGGUUUCUUUGGCUUUCCCUAAAACUGAAGAGACAAAGGCUUCUGAUGUCGCUGAAUCUUCCCUUGCUGUUUCCGGCGAGUGUCAAAGUGAAGUCUCUCCCCCUGAAGUUACAAACUCCGAGCUUGACAAUAUUGAUUGGAACUCAUUGGAGAUGGAGACUCUGGAUUACAAUAUCUUCUCUCCAUUGCACUCUCAGUUGCAAUCUGAGUGUGGAUCCUCUUUCAAUGGUUUUCAAUCUGGCUCAACCGAACUGUUCAGUAACCAGAAUGGUGCUCAUGUUCAGACACAGUACGGUUCAAACGAGACGGAUCAAUCUAUGUUUGAGCUCUUGAAUUCGGUUCUUGAGUUUCCUUAUGAGUUUCCGGAGCAGAAACAUGUAGUGCAGCCGACGCCAGAGCAGAUGACAUACGAGCCGCGGAGUCUUGUCAACACAAGCAACAAGAUCAGUAACGAUGUGUCUGAGACAGGAAUCAGGAUUAGGACACGACGGCCACAAGCCCCUGGUGGUGCUGAGCAGUUUGCAAUGCAGGGGAAUGCAUCAAGAAGGUUGCGUCUUCAGGUUAACCAUAACAAGUCAGAAGAUGACAGUCCUCAGCUCCAAUGUAUCAAGCAAGAGGUGAGAAGAGUUUUAUCUUCAUAUGUUGGGAAACCCUUUCACAUGUUUUACCAUUUCUAACCUUUUCUUUUUUGACGAAUUCCUGCAGGAAGUAGAAGUUUCCAUGAGAUCAAAGAGCAAAGCCGGAUCCAUAUUCAAGAAGUUUGCAGCUAUUGGAUAUUCAUACAGAGGGCUUUUCAAAGCGGGUGUGGUUGCGGUUGUGUUUGCUAUGUCGGUUUGCAGUCUAACCGGAAAAUUCAGCUGAGGCUUGUACUUGUUGGUCAAUUCAAUAAAGGAAGGAAUGUGGUUGAGAGGGCGUGUGGUUUGUGUGUAUAAAAUAGGGACUUGGCCUGGUUCUGCAUCUGUUGUUGUUGGUGAUGUUGCUGCUGUUUGUUAUUGUUGGUUUAGCCUUAACCAAGGCCGGUUUAGGAGAGUAGUAGUUAACUUGUAUGGAUCAUAAUUUACAGUUAUGUUUUUACAUGUUAGAGAGAGCCUAAGUUGUUAGAUUUUUUCUCCUUGCUCAACACAUCUUCUCAUCCCUUUAUUAUUAAUAGAGAAACAAUUUAGAGGAAUAACUUUUAUUUUGUAAUAAAAUUACAAUACUGCCAUUAUGUUGUUGUGUCAGUUUGAUAAGUCUCUUUUUUUUUUUUUUGUCUGUUGGAUUAAUUUGAAAACAUGAUAGUUUUUACGUAAGCCGGCAAGGAACACAUUCCUUCCAGAGUUAAGAGCUGGCAAGAAUAGCAAUCCUUCCAGAGCCAGAUGAAACUACAAUAAAAUGGAAAAAAAGAAAAGAUGGAACACUAAAAUUCAAGCCUAGAAUUUUGUUGAAGGAACCAUAGUAGAUGUCCUGAUGAUAGCAACCAUUGGGAAAGAGUGCACCGAUCUUCAAAUUGUGAAUAGAAACAAGUCAAGGAAUCUUGUUUGUGGACUUUGAAGAAACUUCCUAUCCCAAGAACUAAGGGCAUCCUCAUUGCUAGGACGAGGAAGAAGCUUCUUAGGAUAGUUUAUUAAUAUAUGUAGAUUAAGAGAUGAAGUUAAGAUACUUGUGUAAAAGAGAAGAUUAUUGGUAGAUAUUUUUUUCGGUUCUUAGUUAAAUAGUUAUUUUUAGUAAGUUAUUUUUGUUUAAAAUCAAACAUAUAUCAUUAAUAAAACAUAUAACACUAAUAAAAUAGAAAACAUUUGAGAAU